AUGGCUCGAGGUUCGAGAUCUCUCACGGUUUUGCCUCCGUUGGCGCAUAAGGACCUCGCCCUCGCCUCUUCCCUUGUCCUCAUCUCUUGCUCUCGUACCACCACCACCAUCAUCAUCUGCACCAUGUCUCAGCCCAUUGUCACCCUCGCUGUUUCUCCCCCGUCUACUCCAAAUGCUCGCAAACGAGCUCGUCUUGCUGACGGUGACGCUCCUGCCAAAAGCGUUACCCUUUCUCACCAGUCCCUCCAACUUCUCGCCGAGAACGCCCAAAAGCUCCUCAUGAUACAAUAUCGAGCCGACAUCGUUCGACAGCGCAUCAAGCUGCAACUCGCACAGGCUGAAGCCUCCCGCGCUAAAGACGAAGCUCGCAAGGCUGAAGAAGAGACCAGCAUGCACAAAUACGAACUCGAGCGCACUCAGCUGGAGGUUAAGAAGCUAGAGUUGGAGCUCAAAGUGCAUCAGCUCAAGGCGAAGAAGUGA
Molecule: messenger RNA, 480 nt
Organism: Stereum hirsutum FP-91666 SS1
Lineage: Eukaryota; Fungi; Basidiomycota; Agaricomycetes; Russulales; Stereaceae
Exons: 2
Coding region: 1-480 (159 amino acids)
Source: RefSeq, a predicted model, not a curated record